Molecule: messenger RNA, 786 nt
Organism: Topomyia yanbarensis
Lineage: Eukaryota; Metazoa; Arthropoda; Insecta; Diptera; Culicidae
Product: translocon-associated protein subunit alpha-like
Exons: 2
Cellular component (GO): endoplasmic reticulum; endoplasmic reticulum membrane
Source: RefSeq, a predicted model, not a curated record
AUGGUGGAUGAAAAUUAUUUGUGCUCGAAAAGCAUACCGGAUGAUCGAACUGGCUCUCAGCUUGAUCUGCCAGCAGGAUAUCCGGUGGAAUUUCUGGUUAAUAAGGGAAGCGAUGAUUUCAUCGUUGAAACCGUCGAAGCUUCCUUCCGAUACCCAAUGGAUUUCAACUAUUUCAUCCAGAACUUUUCGGCCAUUGCUUACAACCGUAAGGUCAAACCCGGUUAGGAGGCUACAGUCUCCUAUUCGUUCCUACCGUCGGAAUCGUUUGCCGGAAGGCCGUUCGUUUCAAACAUUGCCUUGAACUAUCGCGAUGCCAGUGGAAAUCAGUUUUCUGAAGCUGUUUUCAACGAUACCAUCACAAUUACCGAGGUGGACGAGGGUUUGGACGGGGAAACCUUUUUCCUGUACGUUUUCCUAGCUGCUGUUGUGGUUUUGUUGCUGGUUCUGGGCCAGCAAUUCCUCGGAUCAUACGACAAACGAAAGUGCUCGCCGGCCGUGAGAAAGACCGUCGAAACGGGAACUAGCAAUACUAAGGAUGUGGACUAUGAGUGGAUUCCAGCUGAGACCCUGAAAAAGAUUCAGGACUCUCCCAAGGGUAGCAAAGUGUCUCCUAAACAAAGCCCCCGACAGCGAAAGACGAAGCGGGCUACCGGUUCGGACGAUUGAACUGCAUUUACUCAACAAUAAGCGGGAGUAAUGGGAGAGAGGAGGAUUGUUAAGAUAGGAUAGAUGCUGAUCUGUGUGCGAGCCGGAGAGAUGCUCCACUCUCGGAUUAUCUCGGAGAUU